Molecule: messenger RNA, 1557 nt
Organism: Desarmillaria tabescens
Lineage: Eukaryota; Fungi; Basidiomycota; Agaricomycetes; Agaricales; Physalacriaceae
Exons: 10
Coding region: 1-1557 (518 amino acids)
Source: RefSeq, a predicted model, not a curated record
AUGACCACUCUGGAUAUUCCUGACGCGUACGCCCCUCAUCAUGAGUGCAUAUCAACAUCAACGUCCAUCACAGAAACUGCAGUUGAUCCAGAAGAAACUGUUGAACCUUCUGUCCCCAAAGACUUUCCAACAACGAUUCCUCCACAGCACGAUUCAUGUACUUUGGUUCUCUGCUUUGACGGUACUGGGGACCAGUUCCAUGCUGAUAAUUCAAAUAUCGUACAACUCUGUUCAUUGCUGAGAAAAGAUGACCGCUCACAGCAAAUGGUUUAUUAUCAGGCAGGAAUUGGUACCUACACACCGACUCAAAUUCCCGGCCUUCUCACAUUGAAAGUAUACAAGACCAUUGAUUUAAUGAUAGUGUGUAGUCUGGAUGUUCAUAUCAUGGAUGGUUAUCAAUUCUUAAUGCAAAAUUAUCAUGCUGGUGACCGCAUAUGUAUCUUUGGCUUCUCACGUGGUGUGUACACUGCUAGAAGUCUCGCAGGGAUGAUUCACAAAGUAGGCCUGCUUGCACCAGAUAAUUGGCAACAAAUUCCCUUUGCAUACAAGAUGUACACCCGGAAGGAUCCUGUUGGUUGGAACCAAUCCAAGGCUUUCAAAAAAGCGUUUUGCAUGGAUGUUCCAAUCGAGUUCAUAGGGGUAUGGGACACCAUUGAUUCUGUAGGGCUCAUUCCUAAACAAUUACCCUUUACAGUCUCCAAUACAAUUAUUCGGACCUUCCACCACACAGUCUCAUUGGAUGAGCAUCGAGCAAAGUUCAAAGCAAACUUAUGGCAUUGGAUGAUGCACAGAGAGAUGGAGCUGGCAAUGGAGUCUGGGAUUGAAUGGCAUCCGGAUAAUGGGAGGUCAACUGAUGUUGAGGAAGUAUGGUUUGCAGGAUGUCAUUGCGAUGUAGGGGGAGGUUCCAUGAAGAACUCAAUGCGCUAUUCUUUGGCACGAAUUACAUUGCAAUGGAUGAUUCGAGAGUGCUUCAAAGUGGAAACAGGAAUCAUGUUCGAUUCUGAUCACCUCAGAGAAAUAGGCAUCGAUCCUGCAACCUUGUAUCCUUCCGUUAAGCCACGACCACAAGCACUGUCAGUGAGGUCUGCUAUGAUACAAAACGAACCAAAGAAUAAACCACUCUUCAAGAGGAUCCUAUCUACAUUCUGGCGCCACCCUCUAACACUGCCUGAUGCUCCUGACAAGCAUCAAACCCUAGCUCCUGAAGCUCCGAGUGUUUCAAUGAAUGAUGAACAGUGCCUGCCAAUCGGGACAGAGGAGGAGGAGGAACUUCGCAAUGCACUGUCUCCCAUAUAUGACCAGCUCAAACGUUCGAAGUUUUGGUGGAUUCUCGAGUUACUGCCGAUAGAAUUCAUACAACAGAUGGUGAAUGACAAGUGGGUCAGGGUGUCCUGCAUAAACCUUGGCCGGCCUCGAGAGAUCCCAAAUUCAUCCAGUAGAGUUAAAGUCCACCGCAGUGUUCGAAUGCGGAUGGAGGCUGUACAUGAGCAUAACAUCGGAAAUAAGUAUGAACCGAAGGCUCAUUUCAAAAAUCCAAUAUGGAUAGAUGACGAUUAA